AUGGUCCAACUGGUGGGUUCACUCCGAAAAGAGCUGGCCGACUCUCUGUCCUCCUGCCGGGUGCUGGUGGUGGGAGCGGGGGGGAUCGGCUGUGAGCUGCUGAAGAACCUCGUCCUCACUGGCUUCAAAAACAUCGAAGUGAUUGAUUUGGACACCAUUGACGUAAGCAACCUCAACCGGCAGUUUCUCUUUCAGAAGAAACAUGUUGGCAAAUCUAAAGCACAGGUGGCCAAAGAGAGUGCAUUGCAAUUCUGUCCCACAGCAAACAUCACAGCCUAUCAUGACAGCAUCAUGAACCCUGACUACAAUGUGGAGUUCUUCAGAAACUUCAUGCUGGUGAUGAAUGCUCUGGAUAACAGAGCGGCCCGUAACCACGUGAACAGGAUGUGUCUGGCAGCGGACAUCCCGCUGAUAGAGAGUGGCACCGCUGGAUACCUGGGACAAGUCACUGUCAUAAAGAAGGGCCUGACAGAGUGCUAUGAGUGCCAGCCGAAGCCCAGCCAGAAAACCUUCCCAGGAUGCACCAUCAGAAACACGCCGUCUGAGCCCAUCCACUGUAUCGUCUGGGCUAAGUACCUCUUCAAUCAGCUGUUUGGAGAAGAGGAUGCAGACCAGGAGGUGUCACCCGACACGGCAGAUCCAGAGGCUGCCUGGAACCCUGAAGAGGCGGCAGCUCGUGCCACGGCCUCAGAAAAGGACGGGGACAUCAAGCGUGUCUCCACCAAGGAGUGGGCCCGCUCCACAGGAUAUGACUCCAUCAAACUCUUCAACAAGCUCUUCAAAGAUGACAUCAUGUACUUGCUGACCAUGGACAAGCUGUGGAAGAAGAGGAAAGCUCCCCUGCCACUUGACUGGCAGCAACUGGAGAACCAUGCCCGCCCUCAGGAGGACUCUCCAGGUUCAGGAUUAAAGGACCAGCAGGUUCUGGGCAUUUGGGGUUACUGCAAGCUGUUCCAGCACAGUGUGGAGACUCUGCGCUCACAGCUGGAGCAGAAAGGGGAUGGAGCUGAGCUGGUCUGGGACAAAGAUGACCCUCCAGCCAUGGACUUUGUCACCGCAGCCGCCAACCUGCGAAUGCACAUCUUCAGCAUGAACAUGAAGAGCCGCUUUGAUAUCAAGUCCAUGGCAGGUAACAUCAUCCCAGCUAUUGCUACGACCAAUGCUGUCAUCGCUGGACUCAUUGUGCUGGAAGGGCUGAAGAUCCUUUCUGGAGAGCUGGAAUCCUGUCGCUCGAUCUUCCUGAAUAAGUGUCCCAACCUCAGGAAGAAGCUGCUGGUCCCGUGUGUCCUGGACCCUCCCAGUGCCAACUGCUACGUCUGCGCCAGCAAACCUGAAGUCACCGUCAAACUCAACGUCCACAAAAGCAUGGUCGUCUUUCUGCAGGACAAGAUCCUGAAAGAGAGGUUUGGCAUGGUGGCUCCAGAUGUUCAGAUAGAAGACGGAAAAGGAACCAUCCUCAUUUCCUCAGAGGAGGGGGAGACAGAAGCUAACAACAGUAAAUUCCUGUCUGACUUUGGCAUCCGCAAUGGCAGCCGACUCCAAGCUGAUGACUUCCUCCAAGACUACACACUCCUCAUUAAUGUCCUGCACACCGAGGACCUAGAGAAGGACGUGGAGUUUGAGGUUGUGGGUGAUGCUCCAGACAAAGCUCCUCCCCCUCCCAGCAACCAGGAAGAGACUAACAGCAUCACCAACGGCAACAAGGACUCCGCCCAGCCUUCCACCUCCUCUAAAGCUCCGGCAGAGGCAGAUGAUGUCAUGAUCGUGGACUCCGAUGAGGAAGAGGAGGGGGCGUCAUCCUCCAGCUCUGCUGCUGCGGCGACCAGCGGCACCAAGAGGAAGCACCAGGAUGCAGAAACCGGCGAGGCGUCCGCCAAGCGCCCGCGGACCGACCAAUCGAGCGCAGCCGCCGCUGACGAUGAUGACGACGACAUCAUCGCUCUGGACUAGCACCUGUCCCGGUUCCUGAGAGACACAGAACUCUGAUAUUUUUUGUCCUUUUGACUCAAGAUGGUUGGCUAAGAAACCCUCUCUGAUGAAGAACAAUUUGUUCUGGUCCAUUUCUCAUCUUUAUCCCCUUUUCCUACUCUGUGUUUGUGCUUUCAUACUCCCUCAGCUCCGUUCCUGACACAAUGCUGUAAAUAGAUUCUACAUGUAAAAAAAAAAACAACAAAAAAAAAGUUUUGAAAAAUUGCUAGUCCCCUUUUUUGUUAUUUUUGUUCACUUCAGGUCCCUAUAAAAUGCUUCUCUUGAGAUGGUUUAAAAAAAACAUGUUUUUUUGUAUUUUUUUUAUAAGCGUACUGUAUUUUUCAUGCUACGUAAGUCAGGGUGUUUUCUGUGCUUUGUUGUCAGGUUACAGAAGAAAAAAAAAGAUUUAAAAACCAAAAUUUCUUCCUGAGUUUUAAUAUUGAUCUCAGUGUUUUUGAAGGGACUGUAACAGACCUUAAAAGUCUGCGACCAGUGGUACUCUAGCCAGGGUGCCUGCUUUUCUGUGUGCUGUUGUUCACUGUAGCCUACAGACUCCGUUUCUGUCUGUGACUGAAGUUGGUAAAGCACAGAGCCACUGAUGGGGAGUUUGGCCAGACUGUGCCAUGGGCGUUAGUGUGCUACCUCUUUUCUAGGACUAACAUGUUUUGGCUGCAAAUAUGUAACCAUGCCCUCCACAACACCAUCACGGUGAGAUGUCCAGCUUUCUGAAAAUCAACUGUAAAAGAACUCAAAAUUAAAUAAUAAUAAUAAUAAUAAAAACUUACUCAUCCACAGCCAUGGAGCAGCAGAGUCCAGCUGACAUGGUUUUCACUGAAGUUGAAAUUACUGAACGGCGUCCCUCAAAGGCCCUGGUUAGGCACGAGUGGGAGUGAUAGAGGCUUGUUGGACUGACAUGUAAACCUGUUGUAGAAGCUUGUGGGUGAUGUGGCAGUCUGGAGGAGCGCUGGUUCAGUAAAAGACUUGCAGGAUUUGAUAAAGACGGCUCAAACAGAACUGGAGAUGCUGUAGUGUUUUGACCAGAGGCAGUCGCUCUAGUUCUCACCACAGGGGUCAGACUGGAUGGUCUGAAGGUGCUGGGAGCACUGCGAUGGAGUUAUACUGAGGCCUUUAGGAGAUUGCAUUGAGUACUUGGUUCAUUUCAGCUCCUGUUGCCUUCGCCAGUAUAACCCCUGUCUCAGUCUUCAUAAUUUCAUGUUCAUUGUAAUCUGACCUGUUGCUGAAAGGCUGUACGAGCCCGUUGGACCAAUCCGGUGAAGCCAGAAUAAACUCAUUAAGUACA
This is a messenger RNA of Myripristis murdjan (pinecone soldierfish), 3268 nucleotides long. It is a transcript of the gene uba2, whose product is annotated as ubiquitin-like modifier activating enzyme 2. Bases 1 to 1950 code for a protein of 649 amino acids. The transcript has 17 exons. Gene Ontology annotation, molecular function: SUMO activating enzyme activity. Gene Ontology annotation, biological process: protein sumoylation. Gene Ontology annotation, cellular component: SUMO activating enzyme complex; cytoplasm. Lineage: Eukaryota; Metazoa; Chordata; Actinopteri; Holocentriformes; Holocentridae. The record is from RefSeq and is a predicted model, not a curated record.